UUGACCAACGAUCAAAUUUACGACCAUUUCAAGAGCACAUACGAAGUGCCUAAAAGUGUAAGGCUCUAUACGGAUCCAAACGAACAAAAACCGGAAAUUCCUCAUAUCGAUUUUCACGGCAUACCACCAACGUUAGACGAAAUAAGUAGUCACAUAAAGAGGAAAUCAUCUAAAUCUGCACCGGGCCCCGAUGGUAUCCCAUAUAUAGUCUUUAAAAAAUGUCCAUCGGUUCGUAAACACCUCAUAAAUAUAUACGGCAAAAUCUGGUCAAGGAAGCAAAUCCCGGAGUGCUUCGGGAAAGCAAUUUUUGUCCUCAUUCCCAAAAAAGAUCGAGUUACCGAUCCGAAGGAUACUAGACCGAUAGCCUUAACAAAUACAAUAUCUAAAAUCUUUUUCUCGGUCCUACAAACGAGAAUGACGCGAUUCAUGCUCAGCAACAAGUAUUUUAGGCCAAAUCACCAGAAAGGGUUUCUACCCGGGAUUUCUGGAUGCCUAGAACACAACACCUUGCUGUCGGAGAGUUUAAAAGAUGCUAGAAAAAGCGAGCGGCAAAUUACAGUUUGUUGGAUAGACUUAGAGAACGCGUUCGGGUCGAUACAACACGAGUUGAUGCUAUUCGCGCUUAGAUGGUAUAACUUUCCACCCUUAGUUAGCGAUAUGAUUGCGUCGUAUUACUCAAAAUUAAAGUUUUCUAUUAUAACUAAAGAAGGCCCAUCAAAAAGUUUGAGUUACAAUGUAGGACUAUUCCAAGGGUGCUGUUUAUCUCCAAUAGUAUUUAAUAUUGUAAUCAAUAUCCUAGUAGAUAAACUUAUCAGCAAUGAGAAAAAAUGGGGGUAUCGGUUUAAGUUCAAUAACAAAUACACGGAAUCCAUUUUAGCGUUCGCUGACGAUCUCGCAAUACUGACACGUCACCCCAAACACUGUCAAGUACUAUUAGAUGAAGUGGAUAAAUUCUGUGAGUGGACGGACGGAUUGAGGACAAAACCAAAUAAAUGUCACUGUCUGUGUCUUGGUAGGCGGAAUACAAGAUACACCUCAUACGAUCCGGGACUAUCGAUAGGCGGUCAAUGCGUUUCUACGGUUACGGAAAAUGCACCAUUCAAGUUUCUCGGUCGUAAGAUUGAUAAUAUAGGUCGUACUCCAUCUUUAGAAGGGAUAGUAGAUAGCUUUUUAAAUGAUCUCAACAGGGUAGAUAGCCAGCAGAUCAGUAACGUAAAAAAAGCAUGGAUCUACGAUAAUUACUUAACUUCACGUUUGAAUUGGCCUUUCCUCGUCUAUGAUUUUAGUAAAACCCUUUUAUCUAAAUUAGAUGCAGGCGUCAUAAAGAUGUUGAAGUUGUGGCUCGGGCUCGCGCUAACGGCUGAUUCAUCGGCUUUAUUCAGGGAUCGUAAUAGUUUUGGGAUGAAUCUAAAAAGACCAUCGGAGCUCUACAAACACCUAAGAGUUUCCAAGAGACAUAUCCUGGGAAAAUCCCAUGAUGACGUCGUUACAUCACUCCCAAAAGACAAUGAUGCCCCAGAGCUAGAGUCACGACUUCAAUUCCAUAAACAAUUUAUGAUCGGAGCGCAAAAUAACAGAGUAGGGUUAGGAUCAAGUAGGAAAGUCCAAGAUACGGAUAUAUUGAAGUCUUUUAUUCGGCAAGACGAGAACGAUAAAUACAAGAUCCAUGCAAUGAGUUUAGAAAUGCAGAACGAGUGGUUAGACAUAGGAGAUUUUUGCAUUCCACUAGCACUAAAAUGGCGCACUCUAAUUCAUGACUGGUCGCCAGCCUUGCUAAAAUUUUAUCUCAAUGCGUUCCAGAUGACUCUCCCAGAUCAGAGUAAUUUAGUAAGAUGGGGUAAAGGUACCGAAAAAACUUGCUAUAUCUGCGGAAAGGCAGUUGGAACUGCUAAGCAUUUGCUGGUGGGAUGUAAGGUUCUCCUGGACAGCGGUCAAUACUCGCGUCGUCACGAUAGGGUUUUAGAGAUCAUACGUGAAGCGGUUAGUCUUUCGGUAGCCAGAGCGCAAAGGGAAAUAACCACAAACGAGCGAUCAAUAGGUUUUGUGAGAGAGGGCACCAGGGCUAUAAAAUCAAACGUCAAGCCUUACUCUAUCCUCAAAGCGGCUUCGGAUUGGACUAUCAUGAUGGAUACGUAUGAGAAACAAUACAAAAUCCCCGAGGAUAUUUGUGCGUCGGCCUCCAGACCAGACAUAUUUCUAUAUUCGCGUAUUUUAAAGCGCGUUGUGAUGAUAGAGCUUACGGUGCCUUGGGAAACCAACAUCCCCAAAGACCAUGCCAUCAAGGUCAAUAAGUAUUACGAGCUCACUAACGAACUAACUCGAAAUAGGUUCGUCGUUGAUUUGUACGCGGUAGAGGUGGGAGCGAGAGGUAUAACAGCUAAAUCUCUCUAUAACCUACUAAAAGACUUGGGCCUGUCCAGAACUAACAUUAAUUCAUUCUUGGAACGUACGUCGAAGGCAGCCCUAGUAGGUUCUUUUCAAAUUUGGUUAGGUAGGGAGAGGAACUUGGACAGUGGAGUUGACCCUCACGUAUCCCAUGGUGAACCAUUAACUGGAAACCACCAGGAGUCCAUUAACAUCCGGACACGUCUUAGCAUUCCUAACAUGAAACAAUCGACUUGGAAAGUUCACGACGACAAUUUAGCGGUCCUGUUAGAGCAUCCGGGCUCGAAACAGGAAUUGAACUCGCAGGUAGAAACUUUCCAAAAUACCGUUUAUGACUACUUCAACGAGCAAUAUCCACCACCCAAAGCUCUAGGCGACAACCACCUUAGUCAUCAGCUAGCUAGGGCGUUAAGGUCAAUCCUUAAAUUAAUUCAAGGAAUAUCGGCACAAACUGCAGAAUAUCGCGGUAAUUUUGACCGGGCCAAACAGGAAGUAGAUUUUGAUAAAAACCCUUUUGAGUAUUCGAAAACCAUUUUUAAGAAAGAACGCGGACAGCUUCUCUUGACCAACGAUCAAAUUUACGACCAUUUCAAGAGCACAUACGAAGUGCCUAAAAGUGUAAGGCUCUAUACGGAUCCAAACGAACAAAAACCGGAAAUUCCUCAUAUUGAUUUUCACGGCAUACCACCAACGUUAGACGAAAUAAGUAGUCACAUAAAGAGGAAAUCAUCUAAAUCUGCACCGGGCCCCGAUGGUAUCCCAUAUAUAGUCUUUAAAAAAUGUCCAUCGGUUCGUAAACACCUCAUAAAUAUAUACGGCAAAAUCUGGUCAAGGAAGCAAAUCCCGGAGUGCUUCGGGAAAGCAAUUUUUGUCCUCAUUCCCAAAAAAGAUCGAGUUACCGAUCCGAAGGAUACUAGACCGAUAGCCUUAACAAAUACAAUAUCUAAAAUCUUUUUCUCGGUCCUACAAACGAGAAUGACGCGAUUCAUGCUCAGCAACAAGUAUUUUAGGCCAAAUCACCAGAAAGGGUUUCUACCCGGGAUUUCUGGAUGCCUAGAACACAACACCUUGCUGUCGGAGAGUUUAAAAGAUGCUAGAAAAAGCGAGCGGCAAAUUACAGUUUGUUGGAUAGACUUAGAGAACGCGUUCGGGUCGAUACAACACGAGUUGAUGCUAUUCGCGCUUAGAUGGUAUAACUUUCCACCCUUAGUUAGCGAUAUGAUUGCGUCGUAUUACUCAAAAUUAAAGUUUUCUAUUAUAACUAAAGAAGGCCCAUCAAAAAGUUUGAGUUACAAUGUAGGACUAUUCCAAGGGUGCUGUUUAUCUCCAAUAGUAUUUAAUAUUGUAAUCAAUAUCCUAGUAGAUAAACUUAUCAGCAAUGAGAAAAAAUGGGGGUAUCGGUUUAAGUUCAAUAACAAAUACACGGAAUCCAUUUUAGCGUUCGCUGACGAUCUCGCAAUACUGACACGUCACCCCAAACACUGUCAAGUACUAUUAGAUGAAGUGGAUAAAUUCUGUGAGUGGACGGACGGAUUGAGGACAAAACCAAAUAAAUGUCACUGUCUGUGUCUUGGUAGGCGGAAUACAAGAUACACCUCAUACGAUCCGGGACUAUCGAUAGGCGGUCAAUGCGUUUCUACGGUUACGGAAAAUGCACCAUUCAAGUUUCUCGGUCGUAAGAUUGAUAAUAUAGGUCGUACUCCAUCUUUAGAAGGGAUAGUAGAUAGCUUUUUAAAUGAUCUCAACAGGGUAGAUAGCCAGCAGAUCAGUAACGUAAAAAAAGCAUGGAUCUACGAUAAUUACUUAACUUCACGUUUGAAUUGGCCUUUCCUCGUCUAUGAUUUUAGUAAAACCCUUUUAUCUAAAUUAGAUGCAGGCGUCAUAAAGAUGUUGAAGUUGUGGCUCGGGCUCGCGCUAACGGCUGAUUCAUCGGCUUUAUUCAGGGAUCGUAAUAGUUUUGGGAUGAAUCUAAAAAGACCAUCGGAGCUCUACAAACACCUAAGAGUUUCCAAGAGACAUAUCCUGGGAAAAUCCCAUGAUGACGUCGUUACAUCACUCCCAAAAGACAAUGAUGCCCCAGAGCUAGAGUCACGACUUCAAUUCCAUAAACAAUUUAUGAUCGGAGCGCAAAAUAACAGAGUAGGGUUAGGAUCAAGUAGGAAAGUCCAAGAUACGGAUAUAUUGAAGUCUUUUAUUCGGCAAGACGAGAACGAUAAAUACAAGAUCCAUGCAAUGAGUUUAGAAAUGCAGAACGAGUGGUUAGACAUAGGAGAUUUUUGCAUUCCACUAGCACUAAAAUGGCGCACUCUAAUUCAUGACUGGUCGCCAGCCUUGCUAAAAUUUUAUCUCAAUGCGUUCCAGAUGACUCUCCCAGAUCAGAGUAAUUUAGUAAGAUGGGGUAAAGGUACCGAAAAAACUUGCUAUAUCUGCGGAAAGGCAGUUGGAACUGCUAAGCAUUUGCUGGUGGGAUGUAAGGUUCUCCUGGACAGCGGUCAAUACUCGCGUCGUCACGAUAGGGUUUUAGAGAUCAUACGUGAAGCGGUUAGUCUUUCGGUAGCCAGAGCGCAAAGGGAAAUAACCACAAACGAGCGAUCAAUAGGUUUUGUGAGAGAGGGCACCAGGGCUAUAAAAUCAAACGUCAAGCCUUACUCUAUCCUCAAAGCGGCUUCGGAUUGGACUAUCAUGAUGGAUACGUAUGAGAAACAAUACAAAAUCCCCGAGGAUAUUUGUGCGUCGGCCUCCAGACCAGACAUAUUUCUAUAUUCGCGUAUUUUAAAGCGCGUUGUGAUGAUAGAGCUUACGGUGCCUUGGGAAACCAACAUCCCCAAAGACCAUGCCAUCAAGGUCAAUAAGUAUUACGAGCUCACUAACGAACUAACUCGAAAUAGGUUCGUCGUUGAUUUGUACGCGGUAGAGGUGGGAGCGAGAGGUAUAACAGCUAAAUCUCUCUAUAACCUACUAAAAGACUUGGGCCUGUCCAGAACUAACAUUAAUUCAUUCUUGGAACGUACGUCGAAGGCAGCCCUAGUAGGUUCUUUUCAAAUUUGGUUAGGUAGGGAGAGGAACUUGGACAGUGGAGGUGAGCGUAUAACGCGCGUUAGCUAA
Danaus chrysippus (African queen) is the source of this 5490-nucleotide messenger RNA. The record is from the annotation of a GenBank genome assembly. NCBI's taxonomy places the organism in Eukaryota, Metazoa, Arthropoda, Insecta, Lepidoptera, Nymphalidae.